AUGGAUGGUGCUUUUACCUGGGAUUACUACUUACUCAUCAAUGAACUAACUCAAGGCAUGGAACACACUAAGCAGCUAAGAACUUACCUGAGCUCUGUACCUUCCACUUCUGAAGCAAUUCCGGAAUUGCUUCUGCAGAAGAUACUUUCUUCUUAUGAGCAAUCUCUGUUAAUUCUCAAAUGGAGUGGCUCACCAGUCCAAUCCCUUCCGGCAGCUCGGUCAAUCGAAUCAAAGGUAUCUGGUGAUGGAAAUCCUAGGAGUGAUGACAAGAAAAGGAGUUCCGAAGAUCAUCAGAAGCUCAUACAUAUUUCAAAAAGAAGAAAAUCACAGUUUCUCGAACAAGUAAGAUUCAACGCUAAGAGUGAAGUUGAAGGUCCUCCGGAUGAUGGAUAUAGCUGGAGAAAAUAUGGACAGAAAGAUAUUUUUGGAGCUAAGUUUCCAAGAGGUUACUAUAGAUGUACAUUUCGUCACAUUGACAACUGUCUGGCAACAAAACAAAUGCAAAGGUCUGAUGUUGAUCCUACUGGAUUUGAGAUCACAUACAGAGGCUACCAUACUUGUCAGUGUCACCAAGUUACUAACUCUAUACUACAAGCAGCAUCACCAGGGAGACAAGCCAGCCAUCACAGCCUGAUAGAUGAUGACUAUUCACCAUAUUUUGUCGGUGCUGAGGGUGGAUUUGAUUCAUUUGAAGGUCCUAUAGAUGGUGGCUAUAGCUCGAUAAAGUUCGAACAGAAAGAUAUCCGUGGAGCUAAAUAUCUCAGGUAA
Messenger RNA from Solanum verrucosum, 768 nucleotides. Its product is annotated as probable WRKY transcription factor 53. Gene Ontology annotation, cellular component: nucleus. Bases 1 to 768 code for a protein of 255 amino acids. Lineage: Eukaryota; Viridiplantae; Streptophyta; Magnoliopsida; Solanales; Solanaceae. Gene Ontology annotation, biological process: regulation of DNA-templated transcription. Gene Ontology annotation, molecular function: transcription cis-regulatory region binding; DNA-binding transcription factor activity. The transcript is spliced from 3 exons. The record is from RefSeq and is a predicted model, not a curated record.